This is a messenger RNA of Melozone crissalis (California towhee), 1488 nucleotides long. RefSeq names its product ectonucleoside triphosphate diphosphohydrolase 2-like. Gene Ontology annotation, biological process: nucleoside diphosphate catabolic process. The coding region runs from base 1 to 1488 and encodes 495 amino acids. Gene Ontology annotation, molecular function: UDP phosphatase activity; GDP phosphatase activity. The record is from RefSeq and is a predicted model, not a curated record. Gene Ontology annotation, cellular component: plasma membrane. The transcript is spliced from 9 exons. Lineage: Eukaryota; Metazoa; Chordata; Aves; Passeriformes; Passerellidae.
AUGUCCUGGCGAGAGCUGCUGCCCCCCUGGCUGGUGAUCGUGGCGGGGCUGACGGGCAUCGUGCUGCUCUGUGUCUCCACCAAAGAUGUGCCCAUGGCCCCGCUCAGGACCAAGUAUGGCAUUGUUCUGGAUGCUGGCCCAUCCCGCACCAUCCUCUUCAUCUACCAGUGGACAACCACCAAGGCAAACAAGACCGGGGUGAUCAGAGGAUGCAGUUCCUGUCCUGUGCAAGGUCCAGGAGUCUCCAGCUACUCAGAUUCUCCUCAGAAAGCUGGCAAGAGCUUGGAGCCAUGUUUGAACUGGGCCCAGAACGAGAUCCCAGCAGAGCAGCACAGCCAAACCCCCCUGUACCUGGGAGCCACUGCCAGCAUGAGGCAGCUGAACCUCACCCAUCCCAUCCUCUCUGCCAGUCUCCUUGCAGCUCUGACUGGCACCCUGAAGUCAUCCCCCUUCAGCUUUCAAGGGGCACAAAUCCUGUCCAACCCAGAGGAAGAAGCAUUCAAUUGGGUUGCUGCUAACUACGUCCUGGAGAACUUCUUCAAGUACGACUGGCAAGGACAGCUGGUGCCCUCCGGGAAGGGCAUGGCAGGAGUCCUGGCCGUGGGAAGAAGCUCAGCACAGCUCACUGCCGAGCUGCCAGAGGAGCAGCAGAGCCCAGAGGAGGCAGUGAGGCUGCAGCUCUACGGGCACACACACAGCGUGCACACCCGGCACUGCCCCUGCCACGGCACCGAGCGGCUCCGCAGCGGCCUGGUGACCGUGCUGCUGCAGGAUCAGAGAGGUGCUAAAACCGUGUCCAAUCCCUGCUGGCCCCUCACCUACUCCCAGGAGGUGCAGUGGCAGUCGGUGCAUGCUGGGCCUUGUGCUGCCAGGGGUGACACACAGGACAUCCCUGGCCCCAGGGAGGUCUUCAACAUCACAGGCUCCAGCAACCCCACAGCCUGCAUCAACCUCGUGCAGAGCCUGCUCAACUCUUCCUCCUCCUGCAGCUUCUUCAGCAGUGGCCUCAAGCCCCUUCAGAGCAGGCUUGUGGUGGUUUCUGAGGCCAUGGACUUCCUGAGAGGAACUGCACCUUCUCCUGACUUGGGCCAGGCUGUCCAGAGGCUGUGUGCGAUGUCUGUCAAAGAGCUGAUUAAGGAGUCCCAAGCAAGCCUGGAUACACUUGUUGAUUACUGCACUGUGUCUGCCUUCAUCUUCCAUCUCAGUACAAGAGGAUACACACUUGACUUUGAGCAGCCUGCCUGGACUGCAUUCCAGAAGAUGGGUGACAAAUCAUCUGCCUGGACUCUGGGCUACCUGCUGAGCCUGAGCAGCAGCAUCCCCCAGGACAGCCCAAGCUUCCUCAAGGGCAUCGAGCCGGGGGUCUGGUCCUUGCUGCUGAUCCUCUUCGUGGUGCUGCUCGUGGGCUCCUUCCUGCGCAUCUCGUACCGAGUGAUGGCCAAGGAGAGCAGCUCCAGCCACAGGAACAGCAGCGUGGUCGAUGACUGA